Molecule: messenger RNA, 438 nt
Organism: Sinocyclocheilus anshuiensis
Lineage: Eukaryota; Metazoa; Chordata; Actinopteri; Cypriniformes; Cyprinidae
Product: CREB-binding protein-like
Exons: 1
Source: RefSeq, a predicted model, not a curated record
UGCCCCGUGCCCUUCUGUCUCAAUAUCAAGCACAAGCUGCGGCAGCAGCAGAUCCAGCAGCGGCUGCAGCAGGCGCAGAUGAUGCGCCGGCGAAUGGCACUCAUGCAGGGCAGAGGAAUGCCUCCCAGUCUGCCCUCCCCAACUACCUCAGGAGGUCCAGGGACGCCCAACUCUCAGCAGCUGCAGCAGCCUAAUACCCCUCAGACCUCGCAGUCAUUAGCCAACCAGCCCCAGCAGACACAUCCGAAUGUGGCUGGAAUGGUGCAAACCUUCCCCAACCAACCUCCUACACCAGGGCCGCAGGGUAAGCCAGGCCCGCAGUCCUCGCCUCUGCCCCAGCAGCAGUCUCCCCUGCCCAUGCCGCCUCAACAACAGCCGCAGCCCUCUCCGCAGCAACAGCAGGCUUUGAAGGUUGCGAAACAAAUAGAGAUGAUGACC